Messenger RNA from Brassica napus (rape), 2082 nucleotides. Its product is annotated as CASP-like protein 1F1. Bases 692 to 1201 code for a protein of 169 amino acids. NCBI's taxonomy places the organism in Eukaryota, Viridiplantae, Streptophyta, Magnoliopsida, Brassicales, Brassicaceae. The transcript has 3 exons. The record is from RefSeq and is a predicted model, not a curated record.
AAUUUUUAUUUUUCUCACAUGUUAAAUUUAAGGUGUUUAACAAAAGCAUCUGAUAAAAAUCAAAUUGCUGAAGAAUAAUAAAAAAUCAAAUAUUUUACCAGAAAAACAUAUUACACAAUUUGAUCUAAAUAAAUUUACAAAGAUUAGUUAUUACUAAUCAAAUUUGUUAUAAAUAAUAAAAUAUGUUACAUUUUAUGAAAUAUCAACAAAUAGGUAACAAAAAUUUGAAUUAUGUCCUUAUUUGGAUGGCCCAAGGAUUUUAUUUUUAGCUUCUAAAAAGAAUUUGUGAUCUUAGUUGUUUUCUUCACCAAAACUGAUCUUAAUUGUUGUUAAUUAUCCAUAAGACCAACUACUAUUAAAAAUCAAGUCUGUAAACAAAGAUGUGUUACUAAAUGUAUUCAAACAGAAAGUGCCCAUCUGUUUAGACAGAGGAUUCGAUCAUCCAACCUCCUCAAAUAUCUUGUUUCGCAAUCUCACCCACAUGCUAUUUUCCUUUAAAUUAUCUGCCUCUGUCGAUCUCUUCUUUUCCAACCCACUUUCUCUUCUCCUUCUCUUGUCUUCGUUGAAUUUUGGGAUCUUACACCGCAGCAAAUAACAACACCGCCAACUAUAUAUUUGUCUUAUUUGUCCUUUUGGUUUUGAUCUUUGUAACAAUCAAUAAGGAAAGUAAAAAGCUUGAAUCUGACUAAUAAUGGGAGACAAUGGAGGGAAAAGAACGCCGUCAAUGAAUCUUGCGGUUCAAGUGUCGAUGAGAGUGUUAGUCAUUGGCACCGCAUUGGCCUCCAUGGGGCUCAUGAUUACUAACCAUGAAGUUGCCUCUGUUUAUGGCAUUGCUUUUGAGGCUAAAUACAGCGACUCAUCAGCCUUUAGGUAUUUGGUGUACGCGGAUAUAGCUAUCUCCGCCUUGACAUUGUUCACGCUCGUAUGGGCUUGUUUAGCUGUCCGUAACCGAGGACUUGUUUUUGCACUCUUCUUUUUUGAUUUGCUUGCGACGUUGACAGCGAUGUCAGCUUUCUCUGCGGCCACAUCGGAGGGUUACAUUGGAAAGUACGGUAACACACACGCCGGUUGGCUUCCGAUCUGCGGUUAUGUACAUGGUUACUGCAAUCGUGGGACUCUCUCACUCGCUUUUUCCUUUGCCUCUUUUCUCCUCUUGUUCAUCCUUACUGUCCUAACUGCCUCCGCUGCUCGUCAUCACUGAAACUAUUUUCUUUACAUUUUAUAUUAUACAAUUUCUAAUAUUCUUAAGAUUCUUCAAUCUUUUUUAUAUACUUAGAUUUUCUAAGAUGAAUGAUUACAUAAAGAAAUUGUAUUGAGUUGAGUCCGUGUAUUAUUCCGUUAACUAUUUGUUUUUAUUUUAUUUUACUUUACUGAUACUCUACUCCCAAUAUAAGUUUUUUUAGAUAAAUUUCGAGAAUUCAAAAAAUAUAUUAACUGUGCGUUUGUAGCUUGGUGGUAAAAGACUUACGGUCAUGAGUUCUGCCACCUAAGUUCGGAUCUCGGCCACCGUCAGUUAAAAUGGAGUGAAUUAUUUUUCCUAGCUCUCCAGUUCAGGUUCGUUAGACGGUCGGGUCUAUUUGGAGGACAUCUGAAUACCAUGAAUACCAGAAUCAUCAAAAGAAAAGAAAAAGAAAAUAUAUAUUCCCGAAAAACAUUAUCAUCAAUGGAUCUCUCCUUUGAAAAUCUAAACAUGGUGCGGACAAGACCAAUAAGGGCCCGUUGAAGUAACUUGCAUUUUGAUUUGGGCCUGUCUUAGUUGCAAAACGUGACAAAACUCACUUGACAAAUGUGGGACCCAUAGCAACAUGUGCCGAAGAUAGGCCUGAAUCCGCAAGAACAAACCUAGGCCACAAAACAAGAGAAAUGUGCUUUUGCGUCUCUUAAAGACGACGCCGUAUCCACGUCCACCACUGCCUCAAAAACAAUUCUCUUCUUGAAGAGAUUACACCUUAUCCAACUUGAGUUUGCAAUAGGAGAAGCCAUUGUUUUCUGUCUCUGACCUGUAUACUAAGCUUCAUCUAUUUCAAUGGCUUCCUUGUCAGCCACUUCUCUAAGCUUCAAAGCUCCCUCCAUACAAUCAAC